AAAGGGAAGGGAGAGGGAAAAAAUCCAAAAUGGCCGACCUUUUGCUAGUCCCUUCCCUUAAAACGUCAGCAAUUGGAAGAGGAGGAUUGAAAAAAGUUCACUUAAUUCUGGUGCUUCGCUUUGAGUCGUUUGUUCACGUUUAGAUCACGUCCUGGCCGAUUCUCUUUCCUCUGGUGUUGUUUCACUAUUUAACAUCGUUUAAAGUGUUCAUUAUUCAAGUGAAAGAAUUGCAGAACCAAUUUCUUGGGCUAGUCCGUGCCACCUCAUCACUUUAUAAGAGGACAACGUUCGUCGAAGUUCUUUCUGCUAAACAAAAAUCAAUAAAAGCGCUAGGUACCACAGAAUGGCAGCAGGGCUGGGCAAGCAUCUAGGUACCAGACAACAAGAAGCGACGUUUAGACCUUCGUUUGCUGAUAAUUGGUGUGAAAUGGAUUUUGAGGUUACGAAAACCGAUUUAAAGUGGAACAUACCGUUUCCGUUUCUAGAAUAUCCUCUGACUUCUAUGGAAUCUUCAGAAUUUUCUUCGGGAGAUUAUUGUAAUUGGACUCUUUGUCUCAACAACAGGGAAGGACAUUUAUAUAUUUCUCAGAAUCUAAGACUCAUCAAGAACAAUUCUAAAAUUGCCCCAGCAAUUCAAGUGUUCACUGGAAUUGCAAAUAAAAAAGGCGAUUUGCUUUCCACAGAAACGGUCAUAUUGGAUAUAAAUAACUUCAUUCGUUCCAAAUCCUUGUAUGUGUCUACAUUCAAAAUUGAAGAACUUCUAAAAUCAAAAUUUUAUGAAAAAGAAGGCAACUGGGUCAUCUACUGUACUGUCAAAAUUUGGAAUCGUACAGAAACCAAAUCGUGCACAUCUUCGUCUAAAAUUACCUCUGAUGUUUUUCACAGUGAAUUAGUUUCGACGCAAUUUGAAGAACUAUUUAAAAACAAGACGCUAAGUGACGUUAACUUAAACGUCGGAGGGCAAAUUUUUCCCGCCCACAAAAAUAUUAUAGCAGCAAGUAGCAAAGUAUUUGCGGCCAUGUUUCAUCACGAAACAUCAGAGAAGUUGUCGAACAAGGUAGACAUCCAGGACAUCGAUCCGGACGUCUUUCAAGAGGUGCUUCGUUACCUGUACACUGGCCGGAUGUCUCGGGAAACGCUGGACAAAAUGGCGGUCGGUGUUCUGGCGGUGGCGGAUAAAUAUUUGCUGGAUGAGUUGAAAGCCGAGUGCGAAAAUCAUUUGAUGAAGAGGAUGUCCGCCGACAACUGCGCAGAGUUGCUUGCAUUUGCUGCCCAGCCACAUCCAGCGAUCAAUUUGAAAAAGUAUGCUGUUGAUUUCCUCCGGCGUUACCCUGACCUUGUGAUGGCGACUGAUGGAUGGCAAAAAGCGAAAAAAGAGAAUCUCGUUUGGUCGUGUGAAUUAAUCGAAAUGCUGUGCGGCCGGAAGCUGUUAGAUGUCUAGCAUUAGAUGAGAAAUCGCCGUAUUGUUGGACGAAAUUAAUCUAGAAUCGAUCUGUUCCAGAAUUGUUGGUCUAGUUUUGGUGUGUCAUUUACAUUAUACCAAAGUUUCAUCUUCAAUGUUGUGAUUGGAGAACAAGGAAAUAGGAAAAAUACAAAGAAAAAUGAGUCAUAA
This is a messenger RNA of Daphnia magna, 1612 nucleotides long. RefSeq names its product speckle-type POZ protein B-like. Gene Ontology annotation, biological process: regulation of proteolysis; proteasome-mediated ubiquitin-dependent protein catabolic process. The transcript has 2 exons. NCBI's taxonomy places the organism in Eukaryota, Metazoa, Arthropoda, Branchiopoda, Diplostraca, Daphniidae. The record is from RefSeq and is a predicted model, not a curated record. Gene Ontology annotation, cellular component: cytoplasm; nucleus. The coding region runs from base 344 to 1441 and encodes 365 amino acids. Gene Ontology annotation, molecular function: ubiquitin protein ligase binding.